Molecule: messenger RNA, 918 nt
Organism: Vanderwaltozyma polyspora DSM 70294
Lineage: Eukaryota; Fungi; Ascomycota; Saccharomycetes; Saccharomycetales; Saccharomycetaceae
Gene: CDC21
Product: thymidylate synthase
Exons: 1
Coding region: 1-918 (305 amino acids)
Biological process (GO): dTMP biosynthetic process
Cellular component (GO): cytosol; mitochondrion
Molecular function (GO): thymidylate synthase activity
Source: RefSeq, a predicted model, not a curated record
AUGACAGGCGUUAAUAGUACAGAAGUUGUUAACAAUGAAGAGUUACAAUAUUUAAAUUUAUGUCAAAGAAUUAUUGAUGAAGGUGAAGAUAGGCCUGAUAGAACUGGGACAGGUACUUAUAGUAUAUUUGCUCCUCCUCAGUUGAGAUUCGAUCUUUCUGGUGAUAAAUUUCCCUUGUUGACUACCAAGAAAGUGUUUACCAAAGGUAUUAUUUUAGAGUUACUUUGGUUUAUAGCAGGUUGCACAGAUGGUAAGAAACUGUCUGAACAAGGUGUUAAGAUUUGGGAAGGUAAUGGAUCUCGUGAGUACUUGGAUAGCUUAGGUUUGACAGAUAGACGUGAAGGUGAUUUGGGUCCUGUAUAUGGGUUCCAGUGGAGACACUUUGGUGCAGAAUACAAGACUUGUGAAGAUGACUAUACUGGUAAAGGUGUUGAUCAAUUACAAGAAAUUAUAUAUAAGAUUAAGAACAAUCCUUAUGAUCGUAGAAUUAUUAUGUCUGCUUGGAAUCCGCCAGAUUUCCCAAAGAUGGCAUUACCACCAUGUCAUGUUUUUUGUCAAUUCUAUGUUAACUUCCCAAAAGAUGGCAGUAAACCAAAACUAUCGUGUCUGUUAUACCAAAGAUCCUGUGACAUGGGCCUAGGUGUCCCAUUUAAUAUUGCAUCAUAUGCCUUGUUGACUAAGAUGAUAGCACACAUAUGCGAUAUGGAGGCAGGUGAAUUCAUUCAUACCAUGGGUGAUGCGCAUGUCUACAAAGAUCAUAUCGAGGCUUUACAAGAACAAAUGUCCAGGACUCCAAGAGAAUUUCCAAAACUGAAGAUCAAGAGGGACAUCAAGGAUAUCAAUGACUUUAAGUUUGAAGAUUUUGAAAUUGUUGAUUAUCAUCCUCAUGGCAAAAUCCAAAUGAAGAUGAGUGUCUGA